GCGGGAACCAGUUAAGCGAAAGCUAAUAUUCUGAAAACAACCAUCUGAACUAUUUAAUAUGUAACCUUCAGAAUUGUUAGCGCCUGGUUGAAGCCUGAAGAAGCAUGACUAGAGAGUAUUCACCUACAAAGAAACUUAAAAAGAAACUCAAAAAACUAAAGCAAAAACAAGCAAAGGAUGUUUCUGAGACCCCUGAUGCAGUGCCAAAUGGUACAGAUGAAGCUCAGCCGGGGACCAGCGUAGCGCUGACAGGAAAGUUCGAAGAAUUACCAAUUUCUGAGCCGAUUAUGCGUGCCAUUAAAGAAAUGGGGUUUACUCACAUGACUGAUAUUCAGCAACAAUGUAUUCCACAACUUCUCGAGCAUAGGGAUCUAAUGGCUUGUGCAAAAACGGGGAGUGGCAAAACUCUUGCUUUUCUGAUUCCUGUAGUUGAGCUGAUGUUAAAACUUGGUCUGCAACCUCGGAACGGUACAGGUGCCGUGAUUAUCUCACCCACUCGCGAACUAAGUCUGCAAACUUAUGGCGUUCUAAGAGACCUUACUCAGUUCACAAAUCUGCGAGUAGGAUUGAUCAUGGGUGGAAGUAACAGACAAACUGAAGCACAAAAUCUUGAAAAAGGUGUUACAAUACUCGUUGCAACCCCAGGAAGGCUUCUGGAUCACUUGUCAAACACUAAAUACUUUCUUCGACACAACCUCAAAGCUCUUGUCAUAGAUGAGGCAGAUCGUUUGUUAGAUAUCGGUUUUGAAGUGGAGAUGCGGCAGAUCAUCAAGCUACUUCCAGCAGUCCGUCAAACAAUGUUGUUUUCAGCCACGCUUAACGAGAAAACAAAGAACUUGGCUAACGCUGCUCUAAAAGCUUCAUGUGUGAUGGUUGGGUCGGUUCUUAGUGAAGAAGCCACUGUUGAUGGGUUAGAACAAGGGUAUGUGGUUUGUCCUGCAGACAGGCGGUUUUGUUUACUGUACACCUUUCUGAAAAAAAAUAAAAACAAGAAGAUUAUGGUGUUUAUGGCAUCUUGUAUGGAGGUGAAAUUUUAUUAUGAGUUACUGAACUUUGUGGAUACUCCAGUUCUAGCUAUACAUGGACGGCAGAAGCAAGCCAAAAGAACAAGCACUUUCCUACAGUUUGUGAAAGCUGAAGCUGCUGUACUCUUGUGCACUGAUGUAGGAGCACGAGGUCUGGACAUACCAAAGGUUGAUUGGAUCCUACAGUACGACCCUCCUGAUGAUGCCAAAGAAUACAUACAUCGUGUUGGCCGGACAGCUAGAGCAGGUAGUACAGGGAAUGCUCUGUUAGUACUAAGACCUCAUGAACUAGACUUUCUGUCAAUCCUACGAAACGCUCGAGUUAAAGUUGUAGAGUAUGAAAUAGCAAAUGCCAAGAUGGCAGAUGUACAACCAGCUCUAGAAAAACUAGUAAACAAUAACUAUUUUCUUGCUCUUUCUGCUCAAGAAGCAUUCAAAGGCAUUGUCCGUGCAUACGCCUCAUCUGCUCUAAGCUGCUUCAAUGUAGAUGAACUAGAUUUGGCGGCGACAGCAAAAACAUGUGGACUUUCAGUCACACCAAAAGUGGAUCUCAAUGUUAAGUCAAAGAGAACUCGUGAAUUUCCGGGUCAGAAACGUUAUAAACCUUUCGGUGUUUCUGAUAAAAAAGCCAAAAAGGCUAAGAUUUAUAAACGAAUAUCUUGAUAAUUUAUAUUUCUCUUAAUCUAUGUAUAUAACACAAAUAAAGAAUUCAUUCUGUGAAUAAUGUACAGUUUAUGCAAGCUAAUAUAGAGAAAUUAAGUGAAG
Molecule: messenger RNA, 1790 nt
Organism: Heterobilharzia americana
Lineage: Eukaryota; Metazoa; Platyhelminthes; Trematoda; Strigeidida; Schistosomatidae
Source: the annotation of a GenBank genome assembly